GGCUGAGCAGCCACUUAAAAAUGUAGCGAAGCUCAAGCUUUGGCGAUGGCGCUGGCACUGCGGCCCGGCGGGACGAGGCCUGGAAAGUUAGGGUUAGGGUUUGGGGCAGCAUGGGCGAGGCGAUGGUCCUCCACGGCGGAGGAGGAAAGCGUCCAGUUGCCAGAGAAGGCGGGGGGAUCGGGCUCUGGCGGGAGCGUCGGGCCGCGAUUCUACAAGCAUGCUCGGAUGCGCCCCAGCGACGAUGGGCAUUACGUGGUAAUGCUGGAUCGAUUCACGCUCAAGACGCCCAAGAAGAAUCCCGUGUCUGUGCCAACGCCCGGAUUGGCGCUCGCGAUCGCGGCGGAAUGGGAGUGGCAGACCAAAUCAGGAAUCCGGCCGUUUACCAUGCCGCUCAUGAAGCUCGCCGCUACUACCAUCGAUCGACUUCCAGAUUUCAGAGAGAAUGUCAUCGAGAAUUUGCUCAAGUAUUCUCACGCGGACUCAGUUUACUGCCGUGCUCCAGAGACUGAGCCUCUCUCUCACAAACAGGCUCAGCAGUGGGAUCCUCUUGUAAAAUGGAUCGAGGGAAAGAUUGGAGCGAAGCCAUCCGUGACGUCGAGCAUUUUGAUCGGCAAACAGCCCAAGGAAGUACUCGACGCAUACAAGAAAAUUCUCGGCGAUUUUAACAACUGGGAACUCUCGGCUGUGGAUCAACUGACUGCUUCCGCUCGUUCUCUGGUCAUCGCCUUGGCGAUUAUAGACGGACGCCUCGACGUGGAGAAAGCCAUGAAAGCCAUUCGCGUGGAUGAAGACUUCCAGAUUGCCAAAUGGGGACUGGUUGAAGGUGGUCACGACAUUGAUAUCUCGGAUCUUCGAGUUCGCAUCACUGCGGCUUCCAUUUUUCACAGGCUACUCAAGAUGUAGCGAUUGAUAAAAGGUAGAGACUUCAAAGGUAAUAACUCCAACCUUUUCGAAAAGGAUCGAUUCAAGAGGUUUUUAAAGUGUUCUAAGGAGCACUCUUUCGUGUAACCCAAUGUCUCUUGAGGAUCUUCUUAUCGCCA
Selaginella moellendorffii is the source of this 1040-nucleotide messenger RNA. RefSeq names its product ATP synthase mitochondrial F1 complex assembly factor 2. The record is from RefSeq and is a predicted model, not a curated record. Gene Ontology annotation, biological process: mitochondrial proton-transporting ATP synthase complex assembly. The transcript has 4 exons. Gene Ontology annotation, cellular component: mitochondrion. NCBI's taxonomy places the organism in Eukaryota, Viridiplantae, Streptophyta, Lycopodiopsida, Selaginellales, Selaginellaceae. Bases 46 to 903 code for a protein of 285 amino acids.